AUCCGGACUGCUGACUGGUUGUUCGCUCACCUUCUAUCAUAACGAAGUGGGUGUGAGUUACCUGCAAUAAUUCUUAUCUUAACCACAUAUAGAUAUAGAUGUACAGUGAUUUAAAGAUAACGCUCUUUUUAAAAAGACGUACCAGUUUAAGAUUUUUCAUUCUCGAUAAGCUGUUCAUACUGAUUAGGUCGCCGCCGGUGUUUGGUGUUUACGGUUACAGUAGUGACUUCCGUGUGAGUGAUUAUUAAAACUGAUACAGUGACUAGAUAAAUGUUAGCCAUGGAAGAAGAGUGUCGUCAUUUGGCGACAGAAGAUAUUAAAGAAGUAGAUUUAAUGAUGGACCAGCGAUAUUCAAUGCCGGAUAGUCCGUUGGAUCUGCGCGGUUCUAACGAGUCCCACUCCCCAAUUAAAUCAGAAGACGGAUAUACAGCAGAAAAAUCUCCUAAAAAGUCGGGACAUCAGUUAAUCAAGCCACCCUACUCAUAUAUUGCCCUAAUUACUAUGGCAAUACUACAGUCUCCUCACAAAAAACUUACUUUAAGUGGCAUCUGUGAGUUUAUUAUGACAAGAUUUAUGUACUACAGGGAAAAGUUUCCUGCUUGGCAAAAUUCAAUAAGGCACAACUUAUCUCUUAAUGACUGCUUUAUAAAAAUCCCUAGAGAGCCUGGCAAUCCCGGUAAAGGUAACUACUGGACCCUAGAUCCUUUAGCAGAAGACAUGUUUGAUAAUGGCAGCUUCCUAAGACGUAGAAAACGCUAUAAAAGGCCAUCGGCAAAUUUAAUGCUUCGGGACCAUCAUGCCUCAGCCAUGGUCGCUCAAUUCCUCCAAAGCCAAGAGAACUACCACAGCGGGUUGUUUACACAUCCGACCCUUCACAACCCUUAUUCUUAUAUACCAGGUAUCCCAAAUAACAUAUCAAAUGGGUUGCCACUAUUGAGCCCAAUGGACUUAUCCAGGCUCGGGCUGCCUCCUUUGGCUUUACUUCCACAGCCGAAUAUAUGUAAACCAGUGCCAGUUCAGCCAACAACAAUUACUCCAGACGUUGAGGACUAUAUGCCAACGCAGAUCCAUAAAAAAGUCAGAACAGGGUUUUCAAUAGACUCGAUUAUAGGCACCGAAGGUAAGGGAACAAAUAAAACUGAUUCUUCACGGAAAAGCGAUUCGCAAAGUCCCGAGAUCGGCGUGCAUCCAAGAAUGAGUGCGUUUUCUCCGUUAUCUUCGAGUGACGACUGGACAAGGUGAAAUUGUUUUUUGUAAUUUGUAAAAAAUAUCUCAGCCUAAGACCAAAGAUUAAUUUAGACUGUAAUGUGAUUAUUUUGUUGCAAUAUUUAUAAAAUAGAAAGUAGACGGUUUUAUAGGAAAUAGUUUAGAUAGUUGUUUGUAGAUAGAUUUUCACUAUACUAAAAAAAUAUUAUUGUACAUUAUACUAUGUAUAGAAAAUAUGAAGCUUAGUUUUAUAAGUUAAAAUUGUAGCGUACGUGUAAAGUUGUACACUCUAAUUUAAGAUAUUGUAACAUAAAAUAUAUUAAAUAUGAUUUAACGA
Messenger RNA from Anthonomus grandis grandis, 1543 nucleotides. RefSeq names its product forkhead box protein D2-like. The record is from RefSeq and is a predicted model, not a curated record. Gene Ontology annotation, biological process: cell differentiation; regulation of transcription by RNA polymerase II; anatomical structure morphogenesis. The transcript has a single exon. Bases 271 to 1242 code for a protein of 323 amino acids. Gene Ontology annotation, molecular function: DNA-binding transcription factor activity, RNA polymerase II-specific; RNA polymerase II cis-regulatory region sequence-specific DNA binding. NCBI's taxonomy places the organism in Eukaryota, Metazoa, Arthropoda, Insecta, Coleoptera, Curculionidae.